ACUCUACUUCUUAAAGAUUGUAAACAAAGAGUUAACGCUUGACGAGAUAAUUGCUCUCUUUCAGAAUCGCGUGUUGUUCAAGUUUAAUCAUGAAAAUCUGUUACAUAACCUUUAUUAUAAUUCUAUACUUCAAAUUGUCAUUUGACGUUAGAUAUGUUGCUGCACGUAAUAGUGUUAUAAUAGAUACGGAUCCAGGUAGCGAUGAUGCACUAGCAAUAUUAUUAGCACUUGCACAUGAAAAAUCUAGUAACGGGGACUUUAAAGUUUUAGCAAUAACAUGUACAUAUGGUAAUACGUAUUUAGAAAAUGUAGAAAUAAAUGUUCUCAAAAUUUUAGAAAUAGCUAAUAGAAGCGACAUACCUGUUUAUAGCGGAAGUAAAAAAUCUCUAAUGUAUAAUUAUACUACAACAAAUUAUUUUGGUAAAGAUGGUUUAGGAGAUUUUCAAUUUGACAAGAAUAUUACAGGUAAAAUAAACAGAACAAAGCAUGCAUCUAUGGCGAUAAUAGAUAUGGUAAAGCAAUAUCCAGAUGAAAUUACUAUUAUAUGUUUAGGCCCUUUAACUAAUUUAGCUACAGCUAUUAUUAUGGAACCAAAUUUGCAAGAUUACGUUAGAAAUAUAUUCAUAAUGGGUGGAAGUGCAACAGGAGUUGGUAAUUUUAUGCCCAACGUAGAAUUUAAUUUUUUCAAUGAUCCAGAAAGUAAUUUUAUAGCAAUAAAUUCUACUACAAGAACACCAGCUGUACUUCUUCCUUGGGAAGUAUGCGUCAAUCAUGAAAUAUCAUUGAAUUGGCGUAAGAAUGUUUUUGGAAAAUUAAAUUCUACUACGGUAGAUUUUUUCAACAAAGCAGAAAGAAUUGCCCUACAGUCUAUGAGUAAUUGGUGUCCGACAGAUGCAAUUGCUAUGGCUGCUGUGAUAUGGCCUGGUUUUAUAAUAAAAUCAACUUUAAAAAAUGUAUAUCCUGUAGUCGAUGGUACAGCUCGUGGUUCUAUUCUUGUGGAUUAUAUAGAAUCUACUGGUAGAUUAAAGAAUACCAAAAUAAUUCAGGAAUACGAUAUAUCGAUGUUCCAACGUGAAUUAUUACAUUAUUUUAAAUAAUUAAAUAUAUAAUAAAAUAUUUAAUAAUAUUUUUCUACGUACUAUAUGUUAAA
Molecule: messenger RNA, 1150 nt
Organism: Polistes canadensis
Lineage: Eukaryota; Metazoa; Arthropoda; Insecta; Hymenoptera; Vespidae
Product: probable uridine nucleosidase 2
Exons: 6
Coding region: 90-1097 (335 amino acids)
Molecular function (GO): hydrolase activity, hydrolyzing N-glycosyl compounds
Source: RefSeq, a predicted model, not a curated record